Mesocricetus auratus (golden hamster) is the source of this 4698-nucleotide messenger RNA. RefSeq names its product zinc finger protein 3 (gene Znf3). Lineage: Eukaryota; Metazoa; Chordata; Mammalia; Rodentia; Cricetidae. The record is from RefSeq and is a predicted model, not a curated record. Gene Ontology annotation, cellular component: nucleus. The transcript has 5 exons. Gene Ontology annotation, biological process: negative regulation of transcription by RNA polymerase II. Bases 415 to 1758 code for a protein of 447 amino acids. Gene Ontology annotation, molecular function: RNA polymerase II transcription regulatory region sequence-specific DNA binding; DNA-binding transcription repressor activity, RNA polymerase II-specific.
CUGAACUCCCAGGGCCUUCCAGCUCGUCGUCCCUUCCCGACCCGGCCAGCCGUCUGGAGCCCUUGUCUGUGUGCGCACCAGUCAGUCGGGACCAUCGGAGACGAAGACCUCCCAUUUGCCUAGAGAGAGCGAAUGGGCGUCCGGCUCCCGGGGGUUGGGGUUGUCGUGGGUGGUGAAGGAGGACGACCCGGAAACGAAAUGGGGAGGGGCGACUUCCGUUCUUUGUUCUGGUCUCGGUUGUGUGGGUCUGUGACAGGGUCCACCGGGGCCCGGCUCGUGUCCGGCCCCCUAAGUCUCACGUCCCUGUCCCCGGGGUGAGUGGGGCCGUCUUCGGGACUCGCGUGCUCCUUCAAAAUCUACUUCCCGCUGAGUCUACAGCCUGGAGACCAGAGCCCAGACCUGUCUACUGUAACCAUGGAAACUCAGGCUGACCUUGCCUCUCAGGAACCCCCGCCCCUGCUAGAGAGUGCUCUUUCCUCUUCAAAGGUCCCUUCCUUUCCUGACAAAGACAGUCUGGGGCACGGGAUGUUGGCUGCUGCACUUCUAAAGGCCAAGUCCCAGGAGCUGGUGACAUUUGAGGACGUGGCAGUGUACUUCAUCUGGAAGGAGUGGAAGCGUCUGGAGCCUGCGCAGAGGGACCUCUGCAGGGGUGUGAUGCUGGAGAACUAUGGGAACGUGCUCUCCCUGGAUGGUGAAUCCAAAACUGGAAAUGACCAAGUAAUCUCUGAAGGCAUGGGGUCACAUGAGAUGGUGCUGGGCCGAUUCCACACGGAUGCUUCUCAGGGUGGUAGGUUUGGAGAAGCCUAUGAGCAAGAAGUCAGUCUGAAGAGACAGCAUGGGAACUCCUCUGUUGGAAGACUGAAUAGGAAAAUACAGGGGUUUCACCAAGUGAGAGUUGAGGAAAAGCUCACCCAUAUGGGACAAAGAAAUGAGAAGUGCAACGAGUUUGGGGACAGCUUCACUGUGAACUCCAACCUUAUUUCACAUCAGAGAUUUCCCGUGGGACGCAGACCACACAAGUGUGAUGAAUGUAGCAGGAGUUUUAAUCGAACUUCAGACCUUAUUCAGCAUCAGAGAGUUCACACCGGCGAGAAACCGUAUGAGUGUAACGAGUGUGGGAAGGCCUUCAGUCAGAGUGCACACCUCAUUCAGCACCAGAGAAUCCACACUGGAGAGAAGCCCUACGAAUGUAAGGACUGUGGGAAGACCUUCAGCUGUAGCUCUGCUCUCAUUCUGCACCAGAGAAUCCACACUGGGGAGAAGCCCUACGAGUGCGGUGAGUGCGGGAAGACAUUCAGUUGGAGCUCCACUCUUACUCACCAUCAGAGAAUCCACACUGGAGAGAAGCCCUAUGCUUGCAAUGAAUGUGGGAAGGCUUUCAGUAGGAGUUCAACCCUUAUUCAUCACCAGAGAAUCCACACUGGAGAGAAGCCCUAUGAAUGUAACGAGUGUGGGAAGGCCUUCAGCCAGAGCUCACACCUCUAUCAGCACCAGAGAAUCCACACUGGAGAGAAGCCCUACGAAUGUAUGGAAUGUGGAGGGAAGUUUACCUACAGCUCAGGCCUUAUUCAGCACCAGAGAAUCCACACAGGGGAGAAUCCCUAUGAAUGUAGUGAGUGUGGGAAAGCCUUCAGGUACAGCUCAGCUCUUGUUCGCCAUCAGAGGAUUCACACUGGAGAGAAGCCUUUGAAUGUAAUGGGUGUAGGCAGAGACUCUCUCAGAGUUUCUCCUGAAUUAAACAUCAGAGAAUCCACAUGAGAGAGCCAUACACUAUUUUCCUCAUCUCUGAGUCUAAAGAGCUCUUGCCUUACUUUGUCAAUAGGGCCAAUUUAGGGUGUGUCCCACCUCCAGCCAUUCACUCAGAGAGUGGGGCAGGUGGGGUCAAACAUCCUGGCAUGGUGAUCAGCAGGGCGUCCCGGGAACGGAUACCAGCCUUGAAAAAUUGUGAGGCGAGUAGCAGAUUAAGCACUGGGAAAAGAAGGAAGCUUGGGGACCAGUCACCCCUUUUUGGGAAGGGGUUUGCACUAAACCAAUUUUCUUACACCAGAAGAGCCUUUCUUUCCGAGGUGGGGAUGGGAGCUUUUUAGCAGCAAAAUCCCGAGGGUUCCACUAGUUGGCGCCAGUGUGGUGAGCACACAAGGCACCGAGCAGCACUUCCUGGGUCAUCGCUGAGCUCUGGGAAGGGAGACAAGCUGGUGGUUUGUUUUGUUUUUGUUUUUGACAGGUCUAGCCCUGGCUGUUCUUGGACUCACUGUGUGGAUCAGGCUGUCAUUGAACUCAGAGAGACCUGUCUGCCUUUGCCUCCUAAAUGCUGGAAUUAAAGGCAUAUUAUACAACCAUGCCAGACCCUCGGGUCGCAUUCCAAAGCCACUCUUCCUAAUCCAGGUUUAAGACUGGAAGAGUAUGCUGCUUUGGUACAUGACUUCAUGAAUUCAGGAAACUUGGUGCUAAUGGGUUCAUUUUAUUGGGGGUGGGGUGGGGGAAAGGACCCCAGCAAGGGUUUCUGUAAUGACUAUCUUUGGAGCUAUGUUUUCAAGACAAGUCUGAGGACUGGAGGGAUGGCUCAGAGGUUAAGAGCACUGGCUGCUCUUCCAGAUGUCCUGAGUUCAAUUCCCAGCAACCACAUGGUGGCUCACAACCAUCCAUAAUGAGAUCUGGCGCCCUCUUCUGUCAUGCAGGGCUACACGCAGACAGAACACUGUAUACAUAAUAAAUCUUAAAAAAAAAAAAAAAGGUCUGGCAAUACUGUUGGCAGACCCCACAACUUGUCUUGUAACAGGACUGGAAAUCUCAAUGGAGCAGUAAAUAACCUGAGGUAGAUCAGAAGCACUUAACACUGGCCUGACUCCUCUCCUCUUUUUUCCUAUUCCUGUGGCGAACGGUAAUUCGAUGUCAACUAAGGAUGCUGUUAGGGAGCUCACCUACCCAGCUUGUUCUGCCCUCUCACCUCUAACAUCUGGCCCCAGCAGCUGGACCUGUCUGGAUUCCAUCUGACUUCAAACAGUAAAGCCAGAGAGGCCCUGAGGCCCGAGCUUGGCAGCAGAGUUCCUUGUUGGGUUCAGGUGGUGCUCCAACCAACAGGUGGCUUUCCAUGUUUCUCCAGCCCCGCCCAUCCUGUAGCUUAAAUGAAAUGCACUAUUAAACAGACUAGUCUUUCAGAAGGGAGACAGAGUGUAUGUUUGUAUAGGAAUCAAAGUUAUGUAGUUAAAACAGCAUAGUAACCAUAAAUGGAGUCCAAAGACAAACUUUGAAAAUUUUCAUUGAUAACCAUUUUUUUGGUCACAAAUGUGUGGUUUUCCUGUCCCAUACAGCUCCCUGCCUUGUAGACAUUGUUAUAGACUAAAACUUCUACAGCUUCUCCCUCCGUCAUAACAAAUUAGGGCUUUGUGAGCUGUAGAUCAUUUUGUACGGCAUUAUGUCUACGAUUGAUGAUAAAAAGUAAAAAAGGUGUGCUUGGCCCUUUGUAGCAAUGGGCAAAUCUGUCUUGGUUUGGUGUUUUCAGAAGGAUGUUAUAGCAAUGGAGAAUGGUAGGCUGGGAAUGGGAUGAAGAGGGUAACAUUAAGAGGGCUGUGAACUCCCUGCACUUGGGAGGCAGAGGCAGGUGAACCUCUCAGUUCAAGAACACCCUCGUCUACAGAGCUGGUUCUAAGACAGCCAAGGCUACACAAAGAAACCCUGUCUUGAAAAAUAAAACAACAAAAAAGACGGCCAUGAACUCAUUUUUUUUUGGUAGAGUAUCAUGAUGGAUCAUCUAGUAUGUACCUUUAACUUCACAAACUUUUGUGACUAUCUUUUGGAUCCUUUAACACUUGUCACCAGGCCUGGUGGUGCAGGCCUCUAGUCUCAGCUGCUUGGGAGGCUGAUGGGGGAAGGAUCACAAGUUCAAGGCCCGCCUGCACUACAUAGUGAAUUUAAGGCCAGCUCGGACAAGUUAGUAAGGAGGCCAGUCCAUUGUUUGUCUUCUAAGUGCUGGGGGUUAGGCUGAGCCAACUCUGCCUCCUUGGCAGUUAUAUACAACUAGCAUCUAUAUCUGCCUUUUCAAGCCACACAUAAUUCCUUAUCAAAUAAAACUCUGAAGAACUUUUUUUUUCUUUUCUGACACAGGGUCUCACCCACUGUAUAUCCUGGCUGUCCAGGAACUCACUGUAGACCAGGCUGGCCUCAGACUCCCUGCCUCCUGUGUGCUGUGACUAAAGGAAGACAUCUUCAUUCAUAGCUAACGAGGUUGUUGUAUUUCUCCUUUGCUGGGGAUCAAAUCUAGCAACCCUUUCGUGCUGGACAAAAACUUGAGUACCUCAGUCCAGAAAUUGUUUGCAUUUAUUUUUGGUUUGCAUAUUCAUGUCUGCAUACACCAUGGCAUGCAUAUGGAGGUCAGAAGUCUGCUCGCAGGCGUUGGUUCUCCUGCAGUGCGGGUCCCAAGGAUGAAGCCAAGGUCAUCCGGCCUGACAAGAGCAAGUGCCUUUACCUGUGGAGCCUUCUGUCUGAUCCAGGGAUUUUAUUUUAUUUUGUGGUUUGCUUUUGAACCAGGACUGACCUUGAACUGAUCCUCCUGUGUCUACCUUCCAAGGGUUGGGAUUACAAGCAUAUGCUACCAUACCUAACUAGGAAUUUGAUUUUGAAUCCAUCUCCAGUGACAUCUCUGAGAUCCCAUUCAAAUGAUUCUGGAAUAGUAUAUUAUGUAAUAAAGUUUCUAAGUGA